This is a messenger RNA of Bombina bombina (fire-bellied toad), 1704 nucleotides long. RefSeq names its product microspherule protein 1 (gene MCRS1). Gene Ontology annotation, cellular component: NSL complex; Ino80 complex; MLL1 complex. Lineage: Eukaryota; Metazoa; Chordata; Amphibia; Anura; Bombinatoridae. Gene Ontology annotation, molecular function: G-quadruplex RNA binding; protein binding. Gene Ontology annotation, biological process: positive regulation of transcription by RNA polymerase II. The record is from RefSeq and is a predicted model, not a curated record.
CACCCGCGGGGGGUGAUGGAUUCACUGUUGGUUUCCGCCAGCCUCGAGGAUGAGGACUCGUCUGCAGGUCACCAGAGGAGCCUUCCUCAGGGUUCCGGCCUCAUCCCUAAGAGGAGGAGCUCGUCCAGGUUUAUAAAGCGUAAGAAAUUUGAUGACGAACUAGUGGAAAGCAGUCUUGCCAAAUCCACUAGCCGUGCCCGUGGACCAAGUGGUGGGGAUCAAGGACGUUUUUCAGGCAGCGAACCCUCCUCAAGUGAAAAAAAGAAGCAGGUCUGUAAGACUGUCUCUGCUCCAGCUCCACCAUCUCCAGCACCCAGUCCUAGCAUCACAAAACGUAUCAAGAAAAGCAAACAGCCCCUGCAAGUAACCAAGGACCUAGGCAGAUGGAAACCUGCAGAUGAUCUGCUUCUUAUCAACACAGUGCUGCAGACUAAUGAUCUUCAAGCUGUACACUUGGGGGUCAAGUUCAGCUGCCGCUUUACGCUUAACGAAAUACAAGAACGUUGGUAUGCCCUACUAUAUGACCCUGUGAUCUCUAAGUUAUCAUGCCAGGCAAUCCGACAGCUGCACCCUGAGGUCAUUGCUGCCAUUCAGAGCAAGGUGUUGUUCAGCAAAGCAGAAGAGCAGCUAUUAAGCACAGUGAGCUCUACCUCUCAACCCUCACUGGAUUCAUUCCAGGAGUUGCUAAACAAACACCCGGAGGUGUUCUAUAUGUCACGCACAGCCAAAUCUCUUCAGGGUCACUGGCAGCUUAUGAAACAGUAUUAUCUUCUGGAUGACCAAACAGUCCAGCCAUUACCCAAAGGUGAUCAAGUACUGAACUUCUCGGAUGCUGAGGAUAUGCUUGAUGAUAGCAAACUCAGAGAUACACGGGAUGAAGUUCUAGAACAUGAACUGACAGUUGCUGACCGGAGACAAAAACGAGAAAUCCGUCAGCUGGAACAGGAGCUGAACCGGUGGCAAGUGCUAGUGGACAGUAUCACAGGCAUGAGCUCCCCUGAUUUUGACACACAGACCCUGGCUGUAUUACGAGGACGCAUGGUGCGAUACCUAAUGAGGUCAAGAGAGAUUACACUCGGUAGAGCCACCAAAGAUAAUCAGAUUGAUGUAGAUCUGUCUCUGGAAGGUCCAGCUUGGAAGAUAUCUCGUAAGCAAGGUGUUAUCAAACUGAAGAACAAUGGAGACUUUUUUAUAGCCAAUGAGGGCCGUCGAGCUCUUUAUAUUGACGGUCGUCCUGUACUGCCAGGCAGUAAAUGGAAGCUCAGUCACAACUCAGUGGUAGAGAUCUCUGGGCUUCGCUUUGUGUUCCUGAUCAAUCAGGAUCUUAUCGCUCUUAUCAAAGCAGAAGCAGCUAAAAUGAUCCAGCCAUGAGGAGGAUGGCAUUGUAUAAUCUCGGAGUGUAAAGAGGGAGUAGAAAGAAUGCACAAGUUUAGUGCACAGAAACAGCUGUUGAGUGUCCCCUCCCCCCCCCCAAGAAUAUUGUUGGUUGCUUCCUGAAAAGAGACUGAAUAUAUUGUCAAUAUGACAGAAAAGAUGACUUUGUUACAGAGGUUCCCUGUUUGUUGUAGAUAGAUUCUGCCGGUUCACACUCAUGUCAGGUGUUUUAUAUUAUUUAGGGUAUUUUUUAUGGUUGUUUCAUUUAUUAUUAUUAUGAAUAUUUGUUAUCUGCGCUCUAAACAUAUUAAAUUAACCAUGAUUUAUAAA